AUGUCCAUUAGUACGCUGGCGGUUUCCAGCUUACUCGCGCAACUUCGUGCAUGUGCAAUUGUUGUGGGCGAAGUUUCCCUCCUCGUUCUUCUCGUAGCCGCCGCUAGCGUCCUCGGCGUCUCCGGACAGACUGAGCCGUACCUAGUCACCAAGGCCCGUCUGACCCGCUCAGCCGCCGUCAGCGCCACCAGCGACUUCAACAAAGCCAACGCGCUCGUCGCGCAGCGCGCUCAGGAGCUCAACGCCGCCGACAAAGCCCUCGCGGACGCCGCCGCUGCAUAUAACGACGCGCUACCGCUCGUGAACCGCCUCAAAAACACCCUCGCGCAGAAACUUGCUGCCAAGGACAAAACCGCCUCCGUGAUUCCCGACCUGCAGGAAAACCUCGAUGCCGCGAAGGCCGGCGUUUCUACGACCAACGGCGCGUCGGGGACGGAUUCCACCGAUCUUGCAUCCGCGGUUGCAAAUGCGCAACAGCGUGUGAACAUGACGGCGCAGCAGGUUGAAGGGCAGAAGGAAGCGCUUCUGAACGUCAACUCGGCCGUCGCGAAGGCGACUCAGGGCACCGCUAACCCUAACAUGACGGCUGCGGAGGCCGCUGUUGCUCAGGCUGCGCUCAACGACAAGACGGCGAUGGCGACGCUCGCGAAGCAGAUUCUGGACGACAUGGUCGCACAGGCGAAGAGCGCGCAGCAGGCGCUGGCGAAGCUCCAGAACGCGGCGAACGGUCCCAGCGCGACUGCGGCGCCGGUGGCGGACAAAUCGGCGGUCGACGCGGCGCAGGCGGCGCUGGACGCGGCGGUGAAGGCGGACAAUGACGCGGCGGCGGCGGUGGCGCAGGCGACGAGCGACGUGAGCGACGCGCAGGCGUCGGUUCCGGCGCGAUCUGCGGCUGUGACGAACGCGAAGAUCGCGCAGAGCAAGGCUGUGGCUGCGAAGGCGAGCGCGGAUACUGGCGCUGCGGCGAUGAAGAGCAGGAUGGACGCCGCUGUGGCUGUUGCUGAAUCUGCUGAGGCUGGUGCGAAGACUGCUGGUUACUCUUGGACGUGGUAA
Molecule: messenger RNA, 1053 nt
Organism: Closterium sp. Naga37s-1
Lineage: Eukaryota; Viridiplantae; Streptophyta; Zygnematophyceae; Desmidiales; Closteriaceae
Source: the annotation of a GenBank genome assembly